CACAAUGACUCGAACACCACACGCGACGCGACGCGACGCGAGCAGAGCCCGCAGCGUCACGGGCUCACAGCUUUGCGGCGGACCAAACGAAAAGAUCCCACGUGGCCACGUCUCCGCCCCGCUCCUGCCUCCCGCUCCCACCGUCCCGCGCCCGAGGCCCUCCGCCUCCGGCCACCAUGCCCGCCGCCGCGUGCCCCGCGCCCGCCCGCCUCCUCCUCCUCCCCCUCCCCCUCCCCUCCCCCUCCCCCUCCCGCUCCCUUCCCCUCCCCGCUUCCAACCCCUCUCCUCCACCUGCGGCCGCCUCCGCGCCCUCGCCCCCGCCCGCCGCCCCGCGGCCGUCCGCGCGCGCCGCGAGUCCUCUCCGCCCUCCCCUCCCGCCCCGGCCCCCGCAGACUCGCUCGACUGCGUCGGCACCGGCUCGGACGUCGAGGACGCUGCUCCCCUCCUGAAGGCCGGCGACGGGGAGGGCGACGCGGCGGUGCCGGCCUCCCCCGCGGCCGCGGGCAAGGAGCUCUGGGAGUGGGCGUCGCUGGUGUCGCCCUUCUUCUUCUGGGGCACGGCCAUGGUGGCCAUGAAGGGGGUCAUACCCCGGACGGGGCCCUUCUUCGUCGCCGCGCUGCGCCUGCUCCCGGCCGGCGCGCUGCUCGUCGCCUUCGCCGCCGCGCGCGGCAGGAAGCAGCCCUCCGGCUGGGAGGCGUGGCUCGCCGUCGCCGCGUUCGGGCUCAUCGACGCCGCCUGCUUCCAGGGCUUCCUCGCCGAGGGAUUGCAGAAGACGUCGGCUGGGCUCGGGAGUGUCAUCAUUGACUCGCAGCCACUGACUGUUGCUGUCCUCGCAUCACUGCUCUUUGGAGAGUCAAUCGGCGCGAUAGGUGUUGGAGGGCUCGUGCUGGGUGUCGUUGGUCUCUUGCUUCUCGAGGUUCCAGCAUUGUCAGUUGACGGAAAUGAUACGGCAAUCUGGGGAAGUGGAGAAUGGUUGAUGUUCCUCUCAGCUCAAAGCAUGGCAGUCGGAACUAUCAUGGUCCGUUGGGUGUCAAAGUACUCUGAUCCAAUUAUGGCAACAGGAUGGCACAUGAUUAUAGGUGGGCUUCCUCUGCUGGUUAUAUCUGUUCUGAAUCAUGAUCCUGCUCUGAGUGGACAUAUUCAAGACCUUACAUGGAGCGACAUAUUAGCACUUGGCUAUACAUCUAUAUUUGGCAGUGCUGUCAGCUAUGGUGUAUACUUCUACAAUGCUACUAGAGGUAGCUUAACCACACUUAGUUCUCUCACUUUCUUGACUCCCAUGUUUGCAUCCAUUUUCGGGUACCUCUACCUGGGUGAGACCUUCUCACCUGUACAGAUUGGUGGUGCACUUCUCACACUGGUUGCCAUCUACAUGGUUAACUACAAAAGUAUUGUAGGCGAGAAGUAAGAGGUUGUCGCAUACUCAUGCGGUGUCUAUCGCACGCAGGCGAUUGGGUGCUGUAUAACCACUCGUUGGAGCCGACAGGAAUCUGAGGAUUAGAGUCGCAGGGAGAACUAUACAGGUUGGAGAGAGAUGCGCUCCAUUGCAGGUUUAGUUGUAAGUUGGAGCAAAACCAAACAGGUCCUGUCAGCUCCGUCAACAUGAUUAGAUUGCCUGGUUGGGUCCUCGCACGCUUCUGGGUUAGCAAGGACAAAGCAGUAAUCUUUUUCUCUGUUUGCACAUCGCACGCCUAUUCGGGGCAGAGAAAGACUAGGAUUCAAGCUGUAGUUUGCUAAGCAUUAUGAGUUAGGGGGGAAUUCGCCCGGUUGUACAUACUGUUGAAAGCAUGGAAAUAGACAAAUACUUGAUGAAUCGGAGAGCUCUUGUAUAUGUUGAGUUGUGAUCCCUUGUGUAUGCGAGUAUGUAUUGCAUUUCAAAAGCUUUUUUCCCU
Panicum hallii is the source of this 1892-nucleotide messenger RNA. RefSeq names its product WAT1-related protein At3g02690, chloroplastic. Gene Ontology annotation, cellular component: membrane; chloroplast. The record is from RefSeq and is a predicted model, not a curated record. Lineage: Eukaryota; Viridiplantae; Streptophyta; Magnoliopsida; Poales; Poaceae. The coding region runs from base 5 to 1408 and encodes 467 amino acids. The transcript has 7 exons.